AACACAUUUAACUCAACUCCAUGAGAGGCAUAAUAUUCCAGGCAGAUACAAUACUAUCAGGAUAAAAAAAAAGACAAGACCAAGUGGAUUGAAAGGAAACUGCAUCUCAAGCAGUGUUAAGAGUUCUUGACUGAGUUCUGUAGGGGAAAAAGAGACUUCUUAUUAAAAACAGUUGCAGGACGCAGUAUAAACCUGUGAGCCUCUAAAUGGCCUCUAAAGAUAAAACAGAGGAGGAUUUAACCUGUCCUGUGUGCUGCGACAUCUACAACCAUCCCGUCAUCUUGUCCUGUACUCACAGUAUCUGUAAAGGCUGUCUCCAGCGGUUUUGGAAAACCAAAGGGUCAAAGGAGUGUCCGAUUUGCAGGAGAUCUUCAAAAGCUGAGCCUCUUACUAACCUGGCCUUGAAGAACCUGUGUGAGACCUUCUUAGCGGAGAGAGGUUUGAAAACCUCAUUACAAUCUGAGGAGUUCUGCAGUCUACACAACGAGAAGCUCAAACUCUUCUGCUUGGAAGACAAACAGCCUGUGUGUGCGGCAUGUCGGAAUUCCAAAAAACAUAAGAAUCAUAGUUGUUACACCAUAGAGGAAGCUGUACAGGACCAUAAGGAGGAACUCCUCACUGCACUGACGACCUUGAAGGACAAGCUGAAAAUAUUUGACAAAGUCAAACUGACUUACGAUCUAACGGCUGAGCACAUAAAGGUCCAGGCAGAACACACAGAGAGACAGAUUACGGAGGAGUUUGAGAAGCUUCAUCAGUUUCUACAAGAUGAAGAGACGACCAGGAUAACUGCAUUGAGGAAAGAGGAGGAGCAGAAGAGUCAGAUGUUGAAGGAGAAGAUUGAGGAGAUUAGCAGAGAGAUGUCAUCUAUUUCACAGAAAAUCCGAGGGAUAGAAGAGGACUUACGAGCUGAAAACAUCUUAUUGUUACAGAACUUCAAGACUACAAUGAAAAGAGCCCAGUGCACACUGGAGGAUCCUCAGAUGUUUUCAGGAGCACUGAUCAAUGUGGCGAAGCACUUGGGCAACCUGAAGUUCAGAGUGUGGGAGAAGAUGCAGCAGAUUUUUCAAUAUAUUCCUGUCAUUCUGGAUCCCAACACAGCAAACCCACAUCUCAUCGUCUCUGAGGAUCUGACCAGUGUGAGAUACAGCAACGACAAACAACAGCUUCCUGAUAAUCCAGAAAGGUUUGAUUCUUGCAUUUGUCCGUGUCUCCUGGGCUCUGAGGGCUUUAACUCAGGGACACACUGCUGGGACGUUGACGUCGGCUAUAAUUCUAACUGGACUUUGGGUGUGAUAGCAGAGUCUGUCCAGAGGAAGGGAGACUCUUUUCAUUCUGGACUGUGGUGUGUGAAAUAUGUUAACGGUGAAUACAAAUCACACUCCCCAGACCAGCCAGAGACUCCCCUCAUGGUGAAUAAGAAACUGAAGAAAAUCAGAGUACAGCUGGACUGGGGCAAAGGAGAACUGUCAUUUUCCAACCCUCUAACUGACACACUCCUGCAAACUUUCACACACACUUUUACGGAAAGAUUUUUCCCAUAUUUUCAUAGUCUCUCUCCUCUGAGGAUAUUACCAAUGAGAUCGUCCGUGAGACUGAAAGAGCACAGUUACCCCAAAGAAUGCACAAUAAGUUGA
Chanos chanos (milkfish) is the source of this 1637-nucleotide messenger RNA. RefSeq names its product tripartite motif-containing protein 35-like. Gene Ontology annotation, molecular function: zinc ion binding; protein binding. Lineage: Eukaryota; Metazoa; Chordata; Actinopteri; Gonorynchiformes; Chanidae. The coding region runs from base 207 to 1637 and encodes 476 amino acids. The transcript is spliced from 6 exons. The record is from RefSeq and is a predicted model, not a curated record.